Messenger RNA from Penicillium soppii, 1572 nucleotides. RefSeq names its product putative C2H2 finger domain protein. Lineage: Eukaryota; Fungi; Ascomycota; Eurotiomycetes; Eurotiales; Aspergillaceae. Bases 1 to 1572 code for a protein of 523 amino acids. The transcript is spliced from 2 exons. Gene Ontology annotation, molecular function: zinc ion binding; nucleic acid binding. Gene Ontology annotation, cellular component: cytoplasm. The record is from RefSeq and is a predicted model, not a curated record.
AUGGGUCAAUUCCAUUCCAGUCAGGCAAGCCCUGCACCAGAACAACACAAAAAGACCGAUUAUUAUGAAUUACUUGGAAUAACACGGAGUGCAUCUGAUGAGGAAAUAAAAAAAGCAUAUAGAAAGAAAGCACUCGUCUUGCAUCCAGAUCGAAAUUAUGGAAAUGUGGAUGAGGCGACCAAACUUUUCGCUGAAAUUCAGUCCGCCUACGAGGUUUUAGCAGAUCCUCAGGAACGAGCCUGGUACGAUUCUCACAGCGAAGCAUUUUUGGGCACAGACGGAGCUGCCGGGGAUCAACACUCAUACAAUGUUCGAAUCACAACUGCUGAAGAUGUUCUCAAACUCUUUUCAAAGUUCAGCCCUCGAAUGGAGUUCUCCGAUUCACCCACAGGAUUCUUCGGUGGCCUACGGGAACAAUUCGAACAGCUUGCGCUGGAGGAAAGACUGGCAUGUCAGUGGGAACAUCAAGAUCCAAUCGAAUAUCCGUCUUUUGGAUCCUGUGACGAUGAUUUCGAGACCGUCGUACGGCCAUUCUAUGCUAUGUGGACUGGAUUUUCCACGCAAAAAUCAUUUGCUUGGAAAGAUGUCCAUCGAUAUUCCGAAGCACCUGAUCGUCGCGUAAGACGAAUGAUGGAGAAGGAGAAUAAACGCCUCCGGGAUGACGGUAUCCGAGAAUUCAACGAUGCAGUCAGAUCCCUCGUGGCUUUCAUCAAGAAACGUGAUCCACGAUACAAAUUUAAUGCCCAAAGUGAAGCCCAGCGCCAGGAAACUCUCCGGCAGUCAGUUGCUGCGCAAGCGGCAAGAUCACGAGCAUUCAAUCAAGCCAAAAUGAAAGAUCAUGUCGUUCCAGAUUGGGCCCAGUCGGAGCAACCGGUAGCAGACGAUGACGACGAGAGCGAAGAGAGUGAAGUUGAGAGCUUCGAGUGCGUGGCAUGCCACAAGUUUUUCAAAAGCCAAAAGCAAUACGAGGCCCAUGAACGUAGUAAGAAACAUUUGAAAGCCGUCAAACAGCUAUGCUGGGAGAUGCGAUUGCAGAAUGACGAAUUGGACUUGGAGUCCGCGGAUGGGUUGAAUGGUAACACAGUUGCCACUCCACCUGAGGCUUCGGAGAACGAUGAAAACGAGGUCAACGAGUCACACACCAUUCCCCGCCCUGAAGCUGAUGCCACAGAAGGUCUGAAUGACCAGGCAUCUGCGCAACAAUCUUCGCCGACUCCAGUUUCCAGUCAAAACCAACCAGUGACUUCGGACAACGAUGACGAUUAUGCUUCCAGGGAAUAUGUGGAGACAAGGCUGCGAAAUGAUAUGGAUUCUUUAUCCACUGCAGCUGGAGAUGAUCAACUAUCCUCCUCGAGUCUCACCGAGCCGUCAUCGACACGUAAGUUGGGCAAGGCCAAGCAGAAGCGGGCGAAACGGGCCGCAAAACAGGCAGCUCAACCCAGUGGCUUCGUGUGUGCAAACUGCCAAGCACAGUUUGCCUCCAGGUCUAAAUUAUUCGAUCACAUCAAAGAAUCUGAUCAUGCACAGCCAGUCAAGGUUGCUAAGAGUGGGAAGAAAAAACUAGUGUCCUAG